Lindgomyces ingoldianus is the source of this 1545-nucleotide messenger RNA. RefSeq lists its product as uncharacterized. The transcript has 2 exons. Lineage: Eukaryota; Fungi; Ascomycota; Dothideomycetes; Pleosporales; Lindgomycetaceae. Bases 1 to 1545 code for a protein of 514 amino acids. The record is from RefSeq and is a predicted model, not a curated record.
AUGGUGUCCUCUGUUUUGCUCGGCGUCCUCGGACUCGGGGGAUGGGCUAUAGCCGCAGUAGUUCAAGAUUCAACGCAAGUGACUUCGAUCCUACCAUUCGUCAACUGGACGAGUGCCACGCCAGUGGUAACCGCGCCACCGAGCAUCCCAGCUAUCACGUUUCCCCCCUUACCUCCUGAUUUCAAUGAUAUCCCACGUGACAUCCUCGAAUGCUACGACUCAUGGGCAUCUGCCAAUGUGCACAAUACAUUUAUCGAACGACAGGUUAGCUCACUAGCAUCCUCUGCAAGACUUGACCCCCCAAGCCUAGGACUUGACCGCUCCUCAUGGAUAGAACGCAUGUGCACCACAAGUCCCUUUACAGGCCAAUAUACCACACUCUGCGACGGUCUUGCAAGAAAUACUGAGAGGAGUGAAGAGGUCAAUUGCCGAAACGUGGCGACAACAUACACAUGGUCGCAGACGAUUUAUUGGACGACUAUUAUCCCCGAGUGGUUAUCGAGAUGGAGGGCAGAAAACAGGGUUGAACUUCCCACUUGCUCACAAGCGCCGGAUAGGGAAAAGCUUUGCUAUAGGCUACAUUCGGCCUACUUCUGGCGGAGCAAGCAGGCCGAGUCAUCGGCGAAGGCCAAUAUCACUCAACUUCCACGGUGGUUUAUUGACGCGGAGAGACCGAUGUGCCGAACUUUAAGAAGGCCACCACCAUGGAAUCAGACGACGAAAUCUUGUCUAUUCAAUGUCGAUGAUUACCAAGUGUACUACUGGCCUUCUGCGCCGCUAACCGGAUCUUCUUUCUGUAUGCCCAAUAUUACACGCCUUCCAGGAGGAACACGCACUAUUCCCUGGCUUCCGAACACCGCUGUUGUGUCUGGACUCACGCUUACAAGUCCCUCCAUCUACCACUUUCUCAAGGGAGUGGGAGUGUCGACAUCAAUUGGCGCGAUACGUCAAGGAAGAGCCGGGUUAUCGCCUGUAUACAACCUCUCUUCGUCGAUCGCUCCGGACACUAUUCUUACUUUUCCGCAAGAAGAAUCUGACGUUUGGACAGUCAAGGGACAUCGUACCGGACGUGGCCUCCAUGCCCAUUGGGAAUACCAGUAUGGAUCUGGCUCAUACAACGCUGAUGACAUGAGUACUGUGCGAUCGGCAGCCUACUUUGGUGAGUGCCAGCCCAGAAAAACCUGCAACCACACAGGGCAGACGAUCUCUCAAGCCCAAUAUCGACAGAACGCCGCACUUUCUGUUAAAGAAGUAUUGAAUGAAUGGGACAGCGAUGAGUUUCAGGAUUGCAACUGGAGCAGCCAGUAUUGGCAACAAGGACCUUGGCAUGAUAGAGUGGAUAUGUGGAUUGCUCCCGGCCAACCAUGGAGAGCGGUACCAAUAAUGACGGAUGAUGAAGGUGAGCCUGAAGCUACAAGGAUGGCAAAACCGGCAUCAACAAUUUCCAGUCCGCCCAUUCGAACUGGGGACUGGGUACCUGAGACGACAGAAACUGGCGAGCCUGCCGAUGGGCCUAACGGUGGGCCGGAUGACGGGCCUGAAUGA